AUCAGAACCUUAAAUUGGAGUUUCUGUUUGGAUUGGGUGAUCUCGGAAGUUGGAAUGAAUCAGAAUAUUCGGUAUUUUGAAGCGAAAAUGAGAUUAUAAACAAAGUCGUAAACGCAAAACUCGUCUCCCGUGUUUUCCCCGUCGUCCCGUGAAGGCAUCAUGGGAAAAGUUCCUGCUCCUGGACCAAUCCCGGAGCAAAUCCACGCAGCAACAGGGCGGGAUUCUCCAGCCACGACGACCCGAGAGGUUUUUUUUUUUCCUUCUUCCACGCCACUCGGUCACAUCAUGGCGUAGCGAUGCGGAGGAACCGACGGGAUCUGGACAAGUUCGGGAAAAAUCUGCCGCGUUCUGGCUUUGGAAUACCGCCUUUUCACGUCACAUCCAAGAAAGAAAUUCCCACUUUCUGCCUGAGAAAAGUUCGACUUGAGCGUGCCCAAAGAUGAUGUCCGAUGCCAGUGACAUGUUGGCGGCCGCGCUGGAGCAGAUGGACGGCAUUAUCGCGGGUUCCAAGGCUCUGGAUUACUCCAACGGGAUCUUUGACUGUCAGUCGCCCACCUCCCCGUUCAUGGGCAGCCUGCGCGCCCUGCACCUCCUGGAGGACCUGAGGAACGUCCUGGAGCUGAUGGAGGUGGAGGAGAGGGAGAGUCUGAGGUGCCAGAUCCCAGACUCCACGGCGGACAGUCUGGUGGAGUGGCUGCAGGGGCACAUGUCUAACGGACACAUCUCCCUGAGCGCAGGAGACCACUACCAGGAACGACUCGGCAGACUGGAGAGCGACAAGGAGUCUCUGGUGCUUCAGGUCAGUGUGUUGACGGACCAGGUGGAAGCUCAGGGGGAAAAAAUCCGAGACCUGGAUUUGUGUUUGGAGGAACAUCGAGAGAAACUCAACGCCACAGAAGAAAUGCUGCAGCAGGAGCUUUUGUGCAGAACGACUCUGGAGACUCAGAAGUUGGAGCUGAUCUCUGAAGUGUCGAACCUCAAACUCAAGUUAAACUCCAUCGAGAAGGAGCGGCUGGACUUCGACGAGAGGUUCAGGGACAGUGAGGAUUUGAUUCUUGAGAUCAACGAGCUGCGGUACAGAAUCACAGACCUGGAGAGUGAAAAGUUACAAUAUGAGAAGAAACUUAAGUCGAAUAAGGAGGAUCUGUCCGUUCUGAGGAGACAGUUGGAGGGCAGAGACGUGGAGAUGAGGAGGCUCCAGGACGAGACGGGCGUCCACACGGUGAACCCGGGCUCCAGAGAGCACACGGAGAAAGUUUUUCACCCCGACGAAACUCUUAAAAAGAGGCUGAAGGAAAAACAUGUGGAAGUGCAGAGGAUGAAAAAAGCAGUAGAAUCGUUGAUGGCAGCAAACGAAGAAAAGGAUCGUAAGAUUGAAGAACUGAAACAGUCUCUGCAGAGGUACAAGAAAGUGCAGGACAUGGUCAUGUCGGUACAAGGAAAGAAAGACAAAUCCAGGGACGGUGAGGGUUUGGCUGAUGGUUCUGUGGGUCCGUGCUCCUCUCAGCCUCCGGGUUUGGAACCAGAGCCACAAGAGUCUGAAGAACCAAAGAACCCAGAGCAGGAAAGUGUGAGCAGGACUGGAGUGGAGUCUUCUCCUUCUCCGAGUCCGUCUGAUAACGACCCGGUGUCUGAGUCCACGCCCACGGACGCAGACAGCGUCGUCCAAGAAACUACAAAAUGGAGCAGUCAGGAGCAGCUGGACAAGAUCAAUAAUGAAAAGAACACAAAUGGGGAGGUAAAUAAACUCUGUGAGAAACCUCCGCUGGGUCCCUCUGCCACUCUGCCCCCGUCAGGAGCCACGCCCGCCGCCGCCGCCGCCUCCGCUGACGACGACGCCUUCGGCUCCAGGAAGGCGCGCUCCUCUUUCGGGAAGGGCUUCUUCAAAAUCCGAGGAGGCAAAAAGACUUCAAGCACCCCGAACCUGGACCGCAGUCGGAGUGCCAGUGCGCCUCAGCUAGCUGAAACCGAGCGUCAAACCACAGAUCACCUGGACCUGGCGGGAAUGCCCCAGAGAUCCUCCAACAGCGACAGCACCCACACUCUGCCCACCAGCCCCGAGAGCCGCAAGAAGUCCAAAGGAAUCACCAAACUGUUCGGAAAGUUGAAGAGGAGCCGCUCCACCACGUUCAACCUGGACGAUAAUUUACCUGAAGGAGAAUUUAAACGUGGAGGAGUGAGAGCGACGGCCGGACCCCGACUGGGCUGGUCACGUGACCUGCAGAGAAGCAACAAUGAGGUGGACGCUCCGUUCGCUCGCUGGUCCAGAGAUCAGGUGUGUGAGUGGCUGCAGGAGCAGGGUCUGGGUCUCUACGUCAACAUGGCUCGAGUGUGGAUCUCCUCUGGACAGACGCUGCUCCAGGCCUCGCAGCAGGACCUCGAGAGGGAGCUCGGGAUCAAACAUCCUCUGCACAGGAAGAAGCUGCAGCUCGCUCUCCAGGCUCUGGGCUCUGAGGAGGAGGACAACAAAGGCAAACUGGACUACAACUGGGUCACACGGUGGUUGGACGACAUCGGUCUGCCUCAGUACAAGACUCAGUUUGACGAGGCUCGAGUGGACGGACGGAUGCUGCACUACAUGACUGUGGACGACCUGCUGUCACUCAAAGUCGGGAGCGUUCUUCAUCACCUCAGCAUCAAACGAGCCAUCCAGGUUCUCCGCCUCAACAACUACGAGCCAAACUGUUUACGGCGCCGACCGUCGGAUGAGAAUAACGCGACUCCAGCAGAGAUUUCCCAGUGGACGAACCACAGAGUGAUGGAGUGGCUGCGCUCGGUCGACCUGGCAGAAUACGCCCCGAACCUGAGAGGCAGCGGCGUGCACGGGGGGCUCAUGGUGUUGGAGCCUCGGUUCAACGUGGAGACGAUGGCUCUGCUCCUGAACAUCCCCCCGAAUAAAACUCUGCUGCGCCGUCACCUCGCCACACACUUCACUCUGCUCAUCGGCUCUGAGGCCCAGCAGCUCAAACAGGAGUGUCUGGAAAACCCGGACUACACCUUACUCACGGCCACCACCAAAGUCAAGCCGAGGAAGCUUUCGUUCGGGACCUUCGGCAGCCUGAGGAAGAGGAGGCACGAGGAGAGCGAAGAGUACGUUUGUCCGAUGGACGUGGAGAUGCCGAAGGGGCGGAGCUUCCAGAAAGGAUUUGAACUGCAGAUCUACGAAGACGAUCUGGACCGACUAGAACAGAUGGACGACUCAGAAGGUACUGUGAGACAGAUCGGAGCGUUCUCUGAAGGAAUCCAGAACCUCACUAGCAUGUUAAAAGACGACGAAUUCUUCAAAGAGAUUUCAAACUCUCCGAACCCGAGCGUGACGGACGAAGAGUCGAACGCGUGAGACCCGCAAACCCGUCGCCGCGGCAACCACACGAAAAUAUUCCGCAUCUUAGUAUUACAGUCGAAUGAGCCAAAGCGUUUGUUUGUUUGUUUGUUUUAUAUCUGUUUUUAUCUU
This is a messenger RNA of Boleophthalmus pectinirostris (great blue-spotted mudskipper), 3454 nucleotides long. RefSeq names its product PPFIA binding protein 1b (gene ppfibp1b). Gene Ontology annotation, biological process: neuromuscular junction development. NCBI's taxonomy places the organism in Eukaryota, Metazoa, Chordata, Actinopteri, Gobiiformes, Gobiidae. The record is from RefSeq and is a predicted model, not a curated record. The coding region runs from base 440 to 3340 and encodes 966 amino acids. The transcript is spliced from 27 exons. Gene Ontology annotation, cellular component: presynaptic active zone. Gene Ontology annotation, molecular function: protein binding.